CCAAAGUCAAAUAUUCAAUUUGUUGUAGUUGUAAUCUUUUUUUUUUCAAGUGGUUUACAGUGGACAGAUAACAGAGAUAAUGUUUUAAAAUUUCGAUUAAUUUGUUCCCCGCGCUGGUCGUAUUAAGUUCUUAAUAAAACGAAAAAAUGUCCGAAGUGUUGGAUGAGUGGGACGAAUUAAACACCGAUUUCAAGGAAUUGGAGGCCCAUAACAGAGCAUAUUUAAAACACCUAGAAGAGCUCUCAGGCUAUCAGAAAAAAUGCCAAGAACACAUCAAGCACCAGAGGUAUCGAAUAGGGAUUAUAACCAAGAAAUUAAGCAAAAUGCCCAAAACAAAAGAAAAUGAAGCACAAAUAGCCGAGUUGGAAAACAGUAUAUUGACUCGCAAAGCACAACUGUAUGAAAUUGAACAAACCUUACCAAAAGAAAAUGGCCUUUAUUUAAAGAUAAUUUUAGGAAAUGUUAAUGUUUCUAUUUUAAAUAAGGAAGAAAAGUUCAAAUAUAAAGAUGAGUAUGAAAAAUUUAAACUGAUUCUGAGUAGUAUAUGUUUUGUAAUGGCUAUUUUAAAUUAUUGCAUAAGAUUCAGAGCCCUGGAACUGAGCUACAUAUUUUUGUUGGUGUGGUAUUACUGUACCCUAACAAUUAGGGAAAGUAUUUUAAAAUUAAAUGGAUCAAGGAUAAAAGGAUGGUGGAGGUUCCAUCACUUCUUUUCCACAGUUGCAGCUGGAAUUUUGCUUGUUUGGCCGGAUAAUGAUACAUGGUUGGAAUUUAGAAAUCAGUUUGUGUUGUUCAACAUUUAUCUAAGUUUCGUUCAAUAUCUACAAUUCAGAUACCAACGGGGCGUCCUCUACCGGUUGAAAGCCCUCGGCGAGAGACAUAACAUGGAUAUAACGAUCGAAGGUUUUCAUUCUUGGAUGUGGAGAGGGUUAAGCUUCCUCUAUCCAUUUUUGUUUGCUGGUUACAUCUUCACCUUCUAUAAUGCCUACACCUUAUAUAAGUUAAGCUUUUACCCCAGUGCAACAUGGCAUGUUCCAGUUUUAUGUGCAAUGUUCUUCAUACUAUUUUUGGGAAAUACUCUUACCACAAUAAUGGUUAUACCGAUUAAAUUGCAUGAAAGAGUAAAGCUUCAAUAUAGAAUAAUGAGCCAAAGAUUGAGCUCUCAGUUGCUGUAUAGUAAAGAAAACGAGGAAAGUGAAAAACAGAGCGAAGACAAAAAAUUGGAGUAGGAAUAUUUUUUUUUAGUUCAGGUAACUAGUAGGUAAUUAAAACAAUUGUAUUCUAUUAAUAUAUAUUAAAUACAUAUUUGGGUUGUGUAAGUAUUUAGGUUAUUAUUUAAUUUAUUUUAUUGUAAAUCAAAAGUAAUGAAUAUUAAAACGCUUAUUUUAAA
This is a messenger RNA of Anthonomus grandis grandis, 1387 nucleotides long. RefSeq names its product transmembrane protein 120 homolog (gene Tmem120b). Lineage: Eukaryota; Metazoa; Arthropoda; Insecta; Coleoptera; Curculionidae. The transcript is spliced from 7 exons. Gene Ontology annotation, cellular component: membrane. The record is from RefSeq and is a predicted model, not a curated record. The coding region runs from base 147 to 1226 and encodes 359 amino acids.